GGCACUUCUCGGGAAAUGGCGGUCCCCGAGCAGCCGCUGCCCCUGUCGAGAGGAUGCCCGAGCUCUGCUCUGUCCCCGCCGCGCGGCGACCGAACCCUUCUCGUGCGGCACCUACCCGCCGAGCUGAGCGCUGAGGAGAAGGAGGACUUGCUCAAGUACUUCGGGGCGCAGUCGGUCCGGGUGCUGUCCGAUAAAGGGCGACUGAAACAUACAGCUUUUGCUACUUUCCCUAAUGAAAAGGCAGCUAUAAAGGCACUGACAAGACUCCAUCAGUUAAAACUUUUGGGUCACACUUUGGUUGUUGAAUUUGCAAAAGAGCAAGAUGGAAUUCAUUCCCCAUGUACUUCCUCAGGCACUGAAAAAAAGAAAAGGUCUGAUGACACUGUGGAAGAUGAUAAAGGUAAAAAAGAUCUUGGCUGUUUAACCAUAGAAAAUGGGAUUGCGCCAAACCAUGGGCUGACUUUUCCUCUGAACUCAUGCCUCAAGUACAUGUACCCACCACCUUCAAGCACAAUCCUAGCAAACAUAGUAAAUGCUUUGGCAAGUGUACCUAAAUUCUAUGUACAGGUGCUUCAUCUUAUGAAUAAAAUGAACUUGCCCACUCCUUUUGGACCAAUUACUGCACGACCUCCCAUGUAUGAAGACUACAUGCCAUUGCAUGCACCUCUUCCACCUACAUCUCCUCAACCACCAGAGGAGCCUCCUUUGCCAGAGGAGGAUGAGGAAUUGUCUAGUAAAGAAUCAGAAUAUGAAAGCAGUGAUGAAGAAGGCCGACAAAGGAUGACUAAACUCAUGGAGUUGGCUAAUCUCCAGCCCAAAAGACCAAAACCAGUAAAGCAACGUCGUGUGAGAAAAAAGCAAAAAAUAAAAGAUAUGUUAAAUACACCUUCUUCUGCUUCACACAGCAAUAUGCAUCCAGUAUUGUUACCUUCCGAUGUAUUUGACCAGCCACAACCUGUGGGUAAUAAAAAAAUUGAAUUCCAUAUAUCUACUGAUAUGCCAGCUGCAUUUAAGAAAGAUUUAAACAAAGAACAAACUUUUGAGGAACAAAAUUGUGGAUUUGGAAAAAUCUUCCCCAAACCUAGUUUGAGCAUUGAAGAGGAGAUGAGAGAAGACUCUGAUGAAAUGCCAUCCGAAUGUAUUUCUAGACGAGAGCUGGAGAAGGGCAGAAUUUCUAGAGAAGAAAUGGAAACACUUUCGGUAUUCAGAAGUUAUGAACCUGGUGAACCAAAUUGUAGAAUUUAUGUAAAGAAUUUAGCUAAACAUGUUCAAGAAAAGGAUCUUAAGUUUAUUUUUGGAAGAUAUGUUGAUUUUUCUUCAGAAACACAACGGAUAAUGUUUGACAUACGCCUGAUGAAGGAAGGUCGUAUGAAAGGACAGGCUUUUAUUGGUCUUCCAAAUGAAAAAGCAGCAGCAAAAGCGUUAAAGGAAGCUAAUGGAUAUGUACUCCUUGGAAAACCUAUGGUGGUUCAAUUUGCUCGAUCUGCUAGACCAAAGCAAGAUUCUAAAGCUGGAAAAAGAAAAUGAUAAAAAUUGGUAAAGAAGCAUUCCUGCGUAAAUACUGCUGUAAUACUGUCAUACAAAGUGUAUCCUUUCUUGUAUCCUUUUUGGGGCACCGGUUUUUGAAUUCCCUAGAAAUGUUUUGUCCCUCUCCCACCUAUUGAUCCAGAUUAAGCAAUUAAUGCUUUUAAAAGAUUUGUCCAAAUGAAAUAUUUCUUAAAUUACCUGUUGAUUGAAAAAGUGUGGUUUUUACUUUUAGAGACGUUGCUGAAUGUCGUAUGCUGUCCUUUAAGUUAUUUAUUUUUCCAGGAAAGUUAGUGAAUCAGGUCAAUUUAUUUACUUGAAGAAUAUAUGCAUAUGCUUUGACACAGAAUUUAGUCUUGUUCUAUUUUUAUAUUUUCUAAAUCUAAUUCAGUAGCAUUUUCUGGUUUAUGAUGUAUCUCACUUAGUAUUCUGUAUAACAUAUUGUGAAAAAGGGGAAAGGGUUUUUCUUUUAAAAAGUACAUACAUUGAAAAUUAAAGUGUAUUUUUAUGUAAAUUUUAGCAAGAGCAGCAGACCUUGUAUCUGAUAAUCAGACCUUAUAAAUUGAAAUUUCCUUUGAGAUAGCGCAUAGGAAUAUUUUUAUUUUUAUUAAUCCUUCUAAACAAAUCAAAAGAAACAAGGAUAGCUGUGGGGAGAAGAUAUAAUGUUGACUCAGAGUAGUACAUUCUGUGGGGAAAAAACAAAUACUGGUAGGUAUGUUACAUGAAAGGUGUGCAGACUGGUUGAUGAACUGAAUCACCCAGAACGGGUUUCCAUUCUUGGCUGCACAAUGAAAUGAUCUGGUGAACUUUAAUACUGAAUUAAAAGAAAUUGAAAUGAUGCAAACACACACAUACACAUAUCCACCCCUU
This is a messenger RNA of Sorex fumeus (smoky shrew), 2394 nucleotides long. It is a transcript of the gene RNPC3, whose product is annotated as RNA binding region (RNP1, RRM) containing 3. Gene Ontology annotation, biological process: mRNA splicing, via spliceosome. Gene Ontology annotation, molecular function: protein binding; pre-mRNA intronic binding; U12 snRNA binding. Lineage: Eukaryota; Metazoa; Chordata; Mammalia; Eulipotyphla; Soricidae. The coding region runs from base 16 to 1527 and encodes 503 amino acids. Gene Ontology annotation, cellular component: U12-type spliceosomal complex. The transcript has 15 exons. The record is from RefSeq and is a predicted model, not a curated record.